Penicillium odoratum is the source of this 1608-nucleotide messenger RNA. RefSeq lists its product as uncharacterized. Bases 1 to 1608 code for a protein of 535 amino acids. The transcript has a single exon. Lineage: Eukaryota; Fungi; Ascomycota; Eurotiomycetes; Eurotiales; Aspergillaceae. The record is from RefSeq and is a predicted model, not a curated record.
AUGCGGCCCCACCACACUCUCCUCGCGAUAUGCUCGCUCCUGGGCUUAUCAGCAAGCUCCCCAAUAUCAACACCUGAUACCGACCCAGUCCUCAAAAACGCCAAUCACAUCUUCAACGUCAUCCAAGACUCUAUGCGACAAUGGGGCUCAUCCCUCCACCACAACGGCGUCUCAUUCUUCCUCGCAACCGUUCCAGCCGGAACACAGCUAUACCACGGAACAUCGGCUUCAGUCCCCGUCAACGGAACAGAAUGGCUAGCCUUUGAGCCCGAGCAUGCUCUCGUCUUCGCAAGGGCACAUCGCGGUCCUCCCGGUGGAAAGGACGAGAAGCCCGGACCGAAGCACGAAGAACUCCGCCGUCGGAGGGGAGAUGGACCUCCACCACCCAUGCGAGGUGAUGGAGACAAGGAUGAAGACGGUAGUGCCAAGGGCUACCUGCACACAUACGCAGCGGCGAAGAAUCUUCGCCUUCUUUAUAUUGAUGGUAUGUCUGCUGGAAAGACAGAGAAAGGAACGCUUGAUUCUCAGGAUAUUCUGCUUUUCAAUAACAGUCUGGGCGAUGGAGAGAAUGCUGGUCCUGGACCCAGGGGGGAGGGGGAAAGAGCUCGGAGGGCGUGUGAGAUGGCUGAGAAUGAAUGGGCUGGUCGGAUUGAUGGCUUGUUGCGUAUGGAGGCUGGGUUUGAGGUUAUUCUUUGUUCGUUUGCGAGGGAUUUGACUCCUUUGCGCAUUAUUCAGACCCAGUCUGAUGAGUCGGGCGAUAAGGGUCCUGGUGCUCAUAUGCGUGAUGAUGCAGGGCCACCCAAGGAUCCUAGCUUCGGCGGUCCUGGUGGCCCUGGUGGCCCUGGAGGUCCUGGCGGUGGCCCCGGAGGCAUGGAAGCAUCACGCUGGGCACGCGCUGUUGCAUCACGAUACGACGGCAUCGGAGGACGCAGGGUUCACCUCAACUAUGACAGCUUCGUGACGGCGCUCUCGCACGAUAUCGACCUCUUCCCAGCUGGCUCGAGUCUUCCUCGCCUUACCCAUCUUGAAGCCUCGACACUAGAGCCCGUCCGCAAAGAAAUCACCGAGAUGAUCCUUACUCAUGAUCCUCGCGAGAUAUCCUGGGAGUGGCAAGCUACUACUGAUAUGAUUGUGACACGGUACGCGGAUGAGCUUGCGUACUUCGUAUCUGAUGAUAUGGCGACGAUGGAGGAGCUGCGUAAGCAGAUUACCCUGCUUAUGAGACCGUUUGUGGAUUACAGUGAGCGGAACAUUAGCAUGGAGGCUGAGCGGUGUGCGGUGCAGUUCCUGCCAUUCCAGUUGCAGGAUGCGGCUACUUUCCCUGCGCGCGCUGUGCAUCAUGUUGCCUAUAGAGUUUGUUAUACGCUGAUGGAGGCUGUUCGGCAGGAUAGUCUUACUUCGGCGAAGGAGAUGAUUCAAGAAGUUAUGACAGAUCUUGAUUGGACGGUUUGGAAGAAGUGUCGGGGAUGUUUGGAGAGUGAGAUUUGUGUUGUGCCGAUUUGGCCGAUGGGGUCGGUGGGGGAUUAUGAGAAUCCGCAGUGUAGGGAUGCUUUGAGUCCUUAUGACCACGAGGGGGAGAAUUACUGGGGAGAUCACCGUCGCCCUUGA